AGGAAUCCCAAUCUCAUAUUACUUUUUUCUCGAUGAUAAACUUGGAGAAAGAAGCCAAAGAGAAGCAGAUCUUGAUUCGUGACGGAAAAAGAAAAAUCGUUCAUCACGUAAAUACAACGCUACUCGUGAAGAUUUAUGAAGCAUCCGCAAUCGAUGACAGACAUCUUUUUCUGAAACCUUACUAUGGCCCACCUAACUACUAUUUCAUCAAGGCAUGGUUAGACGACACCAAAGAAUACGGAACAUAUGUGGUAAAAGACUCUUUUAAGGUUAAUCAACCACCACUGAAGAUUCCUUUAAAUUUUCCUGCACAAUAUCUUUACGUAGAAUUGCUUAAAGGAAUGUCGUAUAGAGAUCCUGGAACAUCCAACAGAACUGUUGUGAUGGGUCGUGCAAAGAUUCGAUUGUCUCCUCUGAUGACCAGCUAUAAGGAGAGACCGAUCUCCGGUGGCAUCGAUCUCGUCGGUUUGAAUAGUGAUCAAUGUGUCGUGAAAAAGGGUUACCUAACAUAUGCUAUGAAACUUCAUAGGUCUGCGGAUUAA
Molecule: messenger RNA, 542 nt
Organism: Arabidopsis thaliana (thale cress)
Lineage: Eukaryota; Viridiplantae; Streptophyta; Magnoliopsida; Brassicales; Brassicaceae
Exons: 1
Coding region: 33-542 (169 amino acids)
Source: RefSeq, marked reviewed